CCGGAUCUCCUCAAUUUCAAGAAGGGAUGGAUGUCCAUCCUGGACGAGCCAGGAGAGUGGAAGAAACAUUGGUUCGUGCUGACCGACUCGAGCCUGAGGUAUUACCGGGACUCGAACGCAGAGGAGGCUGAUGACCUCGACGGAGAAAUCGACCUCCGCUCCUGCACAGACGUGACGGAGUUUGCGGUGCAGCGCAACUACGGCUUCCAGAUACACACGAAAGAUGCCGUCUUCACCCUGUCGGCGAUGACCUCGGGCAUCCGGCGCAACUGGAUCGAGGCCCUGAGGAAGAACGUGCGCCCGGUCAGUGCUCCAGACGUCACCAAGCUCUCCGACUGCGAUAAGGAGAACUCCUUCCGUAACUGCGUCCCGCAGAAGGGCUCGCUCCGGACGGAGGAGCAGCAGCGGCCAGGCUCGGGCUCCGAGGGGAACUCGAAGGGCAGUCACUGGAAGGCGGACGGGCAGCGCCAUGCCUUUGACUACGUGGAGCUGUCUCCCUUGCCGCAGGACCCUGGGAAUCAGGGGUCCCCGCAGAGGACGAGAGGGAGCUUGAGGGUCUCCGACCGAACUCCCAAGCAUGAGGAGCUGGAGCGGGAUCUGGCCAUCCGUUCAGAGGAGAGGCGGAAAUGGUUUGAGACCCCUGAUGGCAGGGUCCCAAAUAGUGAUGGCCUGGUGGGGGACUCUUCCCGCAAGGCUGGGGAGCAGGACCUCCCCGCUCCCCCGCUUUCAGAGGACCAGCGGAUUCGGCUGAAUGAAGAGAUAGAGAAGAAGUGGCUGGAGUUGGAACGCCUGCCCUUGAAGGACUCACCGCGGGUUUUGAACCAGAGCAAGGGGGGCCACGGAGACACCAACGAGGCACUGAAAAAGGAGGUCCAGUCGCUGCGGGCGCAGCUGGAGUCCUGCCGAGCCCGAAAUGAGAGCCUUCGGGAGGCGGCGAAAUCCCAGGGAGAUGGCCACGUGCCCCGGGGGUACAUCUCACAGGAGGCCUGCGAGCGCAGCCUGGCCGAGAUGGAGUCGUCCCACCAGCAAGUGAUGGAGGAGCUCCAGAGGCACCACCAGCGGGAGCUGGAGCGGCUGCGGCAGGAGAAGGAGCGGCUCCUGGCAGAGGAGGCUGCGGCGACGGCAGCAGCCAUCGAGGCACUGAAGAAAGCCCACCGGGAGGAGAUGAAUAAGGAGCUGGGCAGGACACGAAGCUUCCAGCAGUGCGGCUCGGUUUCAGAUGCCCUCCAGAAGCAGCACCAGUUGGAUGUGGAUUCCCUGAAGCGGGAGCUGCAGGUGCUUUCCGAACAGUACUCCCAAAAGUGCCUGGAAAUCGGGGAGCUCACCCAGAAGGCAGAGGAGCGGGAGCAGACGCUGCUGCGCUGUCAGCAGGAGGGGAAGGAGCUCCUCCGGAAAAACCAGGAGCUGCAGCCCCGCCUCUCAGAUGAGAUUGGGAAGCUGCGAAGCUUUAUUUCAUCGCGGGGCUCUGGGGACCGCUCUCCGCACAACAACGAGCGGAGUUCCUGCGAGCUUGAGGUGCUGCUGCGGGUGAAGGAGAACGAGCUCCAGUACCUAAAGAAAGAGGUGCAGUGCCUCCGGGAGGAGCUGCAGAUGAUGCAAAAGGAUAAGAGAUUUGCCUCAGGGAAAUACCAAGACGUCUAUGCAGAGCUGAAUCACAUUAAGGUGCGCUCGGAGCGAGAGAUCGAGCAGCUGAAGGAGCACCUGCGCCUGGCCAUGGCAGCUCUGCAGGAGAAGGAGUCACUGUGCAACAGCGUUGGCGAGUAA
Fulmarus glacialis (Northern fulmar) is the source of this 1764-nucleotide messenger RNA. It is a transcript of the gene TRIOBP, whose product is annotated as TRIO and F-actin binding protein. Gene Ontology annotation, cellular component: actin cytoskeleton. The record is from RefSeq and is a predicted model, not a curated record. Gene Ontology annotation, biological process: positive regulation of substrate adhesion-dependent cell spreading; actin filament organization. Lineage: Eukaryota; Metazoa; Chordata; Aves; Procellariiformes; Procellariidae. Gene Ontology annotation, molecular function: actin filament binding.